Myotis lucifugus (little brown bat) is the source of this 410-nucleotide messenger RNA. RefSeq names its product histamine N-methyltransferase-like. The annotation marks the transcript as partial. The record is from RefSeq and is a predicted model, not a curated record. The transcript is spliced from 2 exons. Lineage: Eukaryota; Metazoa; Chordata; Mammalia; Chiroptera; Vespertilionidae.
ACAGGGGUUAAAGUAUCAGUGCAAAGUCCCAUACAGACUGACUUAGUAUUGAGCUUUCACAGCAGCCUUUCCCUUGCCAGUUACAUUCAAAACAGCAAGCUUUUUUUUUUUUUUUUUAAUACAAGUUGGUGGGGGUGGGGAGAGAAAAAAGGAACUGGGAAAAGAAGGAGAGGGGAAGUUGAACCUUCCCUCUCUCCCUGUCUUCCUCAGAAAACCAAACAUGGCAUCUUCCAUGAGGAGCUUGUUUUCAGAUCACAGCAGAUAUGUUGAAUCUUUUCGGAGGUUUCUCAACCAUUCCACGGAACACCAGUGCAUGCAGGAAUUCCUGGACAAGAAGCUGCCAGGCAUAAUAGCAAGGAUUGGAGACAAAAAAUCAGAAAUUAAGAUUCUAAGCAUUGGUGGAGGUGCAG